AUGACAUGUUAUGUCCGUACCGAAUGGGAUCCCGGGUCGAUGGAGUCGAAAAACUGGAGUCGAGAUAAGAAGAUCGCCAAGAGCAAGGGUGAUCAUAUGCAGGGAUUCUCGGGGAUGCAGAGAGCCGUCAUCCCCAGCCCGGCCGAUGUACUGAUGUACCCUUUUACAUCGUUGUCCCUUCAGGCGCGUGGGGCGCGGGUUUGCAAAGGGCUUCCGCUCCCGGCGCGGGAGAGAGGAAGGGCCCCGACCUCUUGUGGCCCACUAGAGGGGUCGUCCUAUCUGUAUCAUCCUGCAAGAAUCCACCGCAUGUCUCGCAUUCGACGUCUACCUCAUCGUCUAUCCACAGAUCUGUUAUGUAGCGGCACGGUGGUGUCUGGGAUUAAAGAGAAUCGUCGUCGCUCUUGA
Molecule: messenger RNA, 405 nt
Organism: Microsporum canis CBS 113480
Lineage: Eukaryota; Fungi; Ascomycota; Eurotiomycetes; Onygenales; Arthrodermataceae
Exons: 3
Coding region: 1-405 (134 amino acids)
Source: RefSeq, a predicted model, not a curated record